Antechinus flavipes (yellow-footed antechinus) is the source of this 820-nucleotide messenger RNA. RefSeq names its product interleukin-18-like. The transcript has 5 exons. NCBI's taxonomy places the organism in Eukaryota, Metazoa, Chordata, Mammalia, Dasyuromorphia, Dasyuridae. Gene Ontology annotation, biological process: inflammatory response; immune response. Gene Ontology annotation, molecular function: cytokine activity. The record is from RefSeq and is a predicted model, not a curated record. The coding region runs from base 37 to 681 and encodes 214 amino acids.
GAAGAGUCCGUGAGAAUACAAUCACUUCAUCUUCAUAUGGACUUGGCAGAAGGUAUAAAGAUGGCAACUGCAAAAGACUGUCAAGAAGUGGCCUGUGCCCCAGAAGAGGAUUGUAAAUUAAAUCCCAAUUUCAUUGACAAUAUGGAGCCAAAAUUUGGAGAAGAGGAAUGCCUCUUAAGUUGUGAAGCAGUAAUCAAAUUCUCUGAUCCUGGGUGUGUCAACUUAAAGAAUUCAAAUGGAAAGAUUGCCUUCUUCAAAAAAGAAGAAGAAGUGGUCAUAUUUGAAGAGAUGACAGAUCAUGAGAAGAUAGAAAAUGCCCCCUGGACUCAAUUUAUGCUGCAGAUGUAUUGUUGCAAUGGCCCAACAUCCUUGGUGGCCUUCUCUGUGAAGAGUGAAAAUGAGAGUUAUAUUCUCUCUUGCAAAAAUUAUCAAGAACUUCAUUUUAAGCAUGGUGAUUUUCCAUAUACGAUUGAAGACAAAGACCAAGAUAUCUUGUUCUGGCAAAGUAAAGUUAUAGGUUGUGAAAAGGUAGAAUUUAAGUCAUUCUUAUAUCCAGAAUACUAUCUGGCAUGGGAGAAAAUUCAGGACAAAUAUGAGAUUCUAGUUUUAAAGAAAAAGCUUGACAAUGUAGAAAUGUCUACAAUGUUCACUUAUGAAAGAAACAGAAACUAUGAGAACUGAGUAUUUUUUGAUAGACUUAGUUCUUCUUAACAAUAUGAUGAUCUAAGGUAAUUCCUAAAGACUCAUUCUGGAAAAAAGCUAUCCACCUCCAGAGAAAGAAAUAUGGAGUAAGGAUGCAGAUUAAAGCACAUUGUUUUCA